AUGGAAAGAGUAAGAAAUGGAGUUCAUCCUCACAUCUAUGGUUUCUCUAAUCUUGCUAUGGUUCAUUACCAAAAUCUUCCUCAAAUCCUCAACCAAAAAAACCUCCCCCCUUCUCCCUCAAAGCUACCGAUAAUCGGAAACCUACAUCAGCUCACCUCGCACCCUCACCGCGGCCUCCACUCCUUAGCCCAAAAACAUGGCCCGCUCAUGCUUCUCCACUUCGGGAGCGUCCCCGUCCUCGUCGUCUCCUCUUCAGACACGGCCUGCGAGAUCAUGAAGGCUCACGACACCAACUUCUCCAACAGGCCCCAGUUCAAGGUUCUGAGCAAGCUCUUCUACGGCUGCAAAGACGUAACUUGCGCCCCCUACGGCAAAUACUGGCGUGAGAUGAGGAGCAUAUUCGCCCUGCAGAUGCUGAGCCAUAAAAGGGUUCAAUCAUUCGGUCACACGAGGGAGGAACAGACAGCCCGUCUCGCGAAAAGGAUUGAGGGAAAUUUUUGA
This is a messenger RNA of Salvia hispanica, 501 nucleotides long. The record is from RefSeq and is a predicted model, not a curated record. NCBI's taxonomy places the organism in Eukaryota, Viridiplantae, Streptophyta, Magnoliopsida, Lamiales, Lamiaceae.